GGUAAAGACCUUCUUAGCUGUGCCUGGCUCUGAUAGACUGUGAGCAAACAGACUAGACUGGUGGUUUGCCUUGUGCUCUGGAUCCCCCUGCCCCAGCCCCGGGGUCAAUAGUAAUAGCCAGUGCAAAGGUUGCUCCUUGCUAUGCUCCUUGCAGCCAAAAGGGCAUUCAGUUGCCAGAGCCUCUAAAGGGGAAAGCAGAGAAGCAACCACAGGAACCUCCUUCGUUCUCAGCCACAUUGCACAAGUCGUCGCUUUCUGCAACAAGGCGAGUGAAGGGGAAUGAACCUGGGCGUACGGUUCAGAGUCCUCGCUGCUGGCAAUGUGCUGCCUCCUGCGAGUCAUCCGGGAUUUGCAGCAUGCAGGAGUCUCUGGAUAUGCACUCAGGGAGAUCAUCACAGUAGGGUGCUGUCCAGAAAUGACCCUGUGCCUUCCUUGGGAUUUGGCUUCACCCUCACAAAUGGACAUUCACAGCAGAGGGGAGUUCUGGCAUGGGCUGGAGAGAAGAUGGCCUGUGCUUCCAGGGUGAGGAUCCCAGCAGUAAAACCUGUCUCCUUAUCUGUUACGGCCAGAGGCAUCUCUGGAAUUAGUGGAGGGGGAGGUGACAGCAGGAAGCGGAAGCUCACCCUACACAAUGUGGCAGAAUUAAUUCAGAAGAAAGAGUGCAGCAGGGUGGUGGUGAUGGCUGGAGCUGGGAUCAGUACCCCCAGUGGCAUCCCAGAUUUCAGGUCUCCUGGGAGUGGCCUGUACAGUAACCUCCAGCAGUACAACAUUCCCUACCCAGAAGCCAUCUUUGAACUCAGUUAUUUCUUCCACAAUCCUAAACCCUUUUUCACUUUGGCCAAGGAGCUGUACCCUGGUAAUUAUAAGCCCAACUAUGCCCAUUACUUCCUGCGACUCCUGCAUGACAAAGACCUCCUUAUGCGUCUGUACACCCAGAACAUCGAUGGGCUAGAGAGGGUUGCCGGGAUCCCUCCCAAUAGUCUAGUGGAAGCCCACGGCACCUUUGCCACUGCUACGUGCACUGUCUGUCGUAGAACAUAUCCAGGUGAAGACUUUAGGGGGGAAGUGAUGGCAGACAAGAUCCCCCACUGCCCAGUCUGCACUGGACUCAUCAAACCUGACAUUGUGUUUUUUGGAGAGGAGCUCCCAAGCCGGUUCUUCCUGCAUAUGACAGAUUUCCCUAUGGCAGACCUUCUCUUUGUUAUUGGGACAUCCCUUGAGGUGGAGCCAUUUGCUAGUCUUGCUGGUGCCGUCCGCAGCUCUGUUCCCCGUGUACUGAUCAAUCGAGACCUGGUGGGACCAUUCGCAUAUCAGCAACAGUACAAUGACAUAGCCCAGCUGGGAGAUGUGGUCAGUGGGGUGGAGAAGCUGGUGGAGUUGCUGGGCUGGAAGAAGGAGAUGCAGGAAUUAAUUCAGAGGGAAACAGAGAAGCUGGAUGCCAAAGACAGUUAGGAUGGCUGGCUGAACACAGUUGGAAAAUGAUCUUCACCUUGAAAACGGAUUUGUACCAGUUGUUAUUUGGGGGAAAAUCGCUGCUAAUCGGGAGGUGAAAGGUGUUGAUGUGCCUAGAGAUGGUUCCUCAAACAGCCAUGCCUGUUGAGCAGGGCUGGUUUAAGCUGCUGUUUCAAUUUGAAUAGAAUGUUGUUUUAUAUUUCUACUGAAUAAUAUUUAAUAAAAAGUGCUAAUGUUUUUGCUGA
Molecule: messenger RNA, 1697 nt
Organism: Alligator mississippiensis (American alligator)
Lineage: Eukaryota; Metazoa; Chordata; Crocodylia; Alligatoridae
Gene: SIRT3
Product: sirtuin 3
Exons: 9
Coding region: 280-1452 (390 amino acids)
Molecular function (GO): NAD+ binding
Source: RefSeq, a predicted model, not a curated record